GCUCGAUACGGAAGUCUCUCGGCCAACUCCUGUCACGUGGGAGAAGGUUCUACGCAUUGCUAGCAUUCAGGAGGCAUGGCACUCUGGCGGGCAUACCAGAGGGCCCUGGCUGCACAUCCGUGGAAAGUCCAGGUUCUGACAGCUGGGUCACUGAUGGGCCUAGGUGACAUUAUCUCACAGCAACUGGUGGAGAGGCGGGGUCUCCAGGAACACCAGACAGGCCGGACCCUGACCAUGGUGUCCAUGGGCUGUGGCUUUGUGGGCCCUGUAGUCGGAGGCUGGUAUAGGGUUUUGGACCGCCUUAUCCCCGGCACCACCAAGGUGGACGCACUGAAGAAGAUGUUGUUAGAUCAGGGGGCCUUCGCCCCAUGUUUUCUAGGCUGUUUCCUCCCCCUGGUAGGGGUACUCAACGGAAUGCCAGCCCAGGACAACUGGGCCAAACUGAAGCGGGAUUACCCUGACGCUCUCAUCACCAACUACUACCUCUGGCCUGCUGUGCAGUUAGCCAACUUCUACCUGGUCCCCCUGCACUACAGGACUUCAGCCAGCUCCCUGUGUCCUGGCCGGGCCUCCUCAGGGUCUCCAGCAUUUCAUUGAAAACCUUUGAUCCUUUACAGAGACCAUCUUAGAGUGCCCCUGGCUGACCUGUCAGCUCCCCUGGAAGGCUUUGGCUCCCACAAACCUUUUUCCAUCCCCCUGAGUUCCAGGUUUGGUGGCUCGUAUGCAGGAACAGUACUUGGCUGUGGGACACGGAGGCCUAAGUUAGACAGAAAGGUACAGUCAAAGGCUAAGCAGGAGCCUUAUCUGGUCAGUUUGCCUUGGAGAUUGUUUUGUCCCAGUAAUAAAGCUUGUUGCUGAGCUGUAAUUAAAAAAAAAAAAAAAAAAAGCCAGGUGGUAGUGGCUCACGCCU
Molecule: messenger RNA, 910 nt
Organism: Peromyscus maniculatus bairdii (prairie deer mouse)
Lineage: Eukaryota; Metazoa; Chordata; Mammalia; Rodentia; Cricetidae
Source: RefSeq, a predicted model, not a curated record